This is a messenger RNA of Nezara viridula (southern green stink bug), 408 nucleotides long. The record is from the annotation of a GenBank genome assembly. NCBI's taxonomy places the organism in Eukaryota, Metazoa, Arthropoda, Insecta, Hemiptera, Pentatomidae.
AUGGUAAAGAUGGUAGUGAAGGAAGAAAUAAGAAAAGCACAAUUGGGCAGAGUGGAAGGAAAACGUUAUGAGUGUUUGAAGGAUGGUCCGAUUCCAGCUGAACUGCCGAGAAGAGACGCGGUUGCCUGCUUCCGCCUGGCCACUGUUGCCUCGCAGAGAGACUUCCACGCUAGAAAGAUGACGACAAAGCCUGUGACUGAGCUAACGGCAACUCUACCUUCGACUCCAAGCAGAAUGAUGAUGCCGACAAGCUUGCCAACUAGCACAUCACUAGCUAGGACAACCACAUCUCUUCCCUCAACCAUUACAACCAGGAUGACAACAACCACAACCACUACAACAACCACAACCACAACUACUACCACUACAACCGAGAAACCUAUAUCAACAACUCAGCCAAGUGAGUAA